AUGGGCGACGACGCGCAGGAAGCGACCGCGAUGAUGGGGAGAAUGGAGGUUCAUGAGCCGCAGACCCCGAGCUGGUUCCACGGAGCCGAGGUCGAGACGCCAGGAGUACCCCGGAAGCGUCAUCAGACGACCCCAGCGGUCUCCCCGAGCGACCCGUCGGCGGCGGCGCUGCAUCUCAGGAAGCGCCACAACCACGAGAAGUCGCCAGACCCGUCGGCGCUACGCUCGACCCAGCGAGCGUGGUCGACAGGGGCCGACGCCGUGUCUCGGAAUCUCCUCGAUGUGCUUGACGAAGAAGGCGACGCGACGCUUAUUGUGUACCAGCCGUCGUGCUUGGAUCAUCACACGGGGCGUCAUCAAGAGAAUCGACAGCGCGUCGCUGCACUCUGCGGCCCCCACGGCGUCUUGAACCUGCCCCGCUUCCAGCACCUGCGCUGGGCGCCAUUGGAUCAACUUGUACCAGCUCGACUUGUGGAUCUGGAGCGCGUGCACUCGCGGGCAUACUUGCGCCACCUUGAGGCGACGUGCGCGUUGCUGCCACCCCAAGACGCGAAUCUCUCGAUCCAGAACGAGUUUGAAGGCCAUCGAUCGCACAAGUCGUGGAUCCAGACGACCAAAGCGGUGAAGUGCCACGAAGACACGAUCUGCAACGCUGCCGUCGACUUGGACCCGGACAUGCCGAUCUCGAAAGAAAGCUUCAUGACGGCGCGGUAUGCCGUCGGCGCUGUCUUGCAUGCAGUCGACGAAGUCGUGUGCGGUCGAAGCAGAAACGCAUUUGUCGUGGUGCGACCGCCGGGACACCAUGCUGGACCGUAUGGCUGCGUCGAGAACGACGCCUUUCACAAGUCUCCCGGCGGAUGCUCGUGUGGGUUUUGCCUCCUCAACAACGUGGCGAUCGGAGCAGCCUACGCGAUGACGACGUACGGCCCGUCGCACUACUCAAAAGCCUCCAUCAGCCAUGCCACAGUGCGCCGUGUCGCGAUUAUCGACUUUGACAUUCAUCACGGCAAUGGGACGGAAGAGAUCGUUCGGAACCUGCGGCUUCAUGACCAUCGUUACCCACUGCCACCAAGCUGGGCUCCGAAAACGUUUCCAUCCUACAUGCCAUGGCGCGACGAUGACGAUGCCGACAACGUGUUCUUUGCGUCCAUGCACGUAUACGACGAAACGACGGCGUUCUACCCCGGAUCCGGACGCGGGCCGCAUGGCAGGAACGAGCUCGCAUCGUGCAACACUAUUGUCAACAUUCCACUGACGAAUCUCGGCGCAAGCGGCAAGCGAGGCACCGAGCGCACACGCCUUGAGCACAUGGAGCGCGCAUCGAGCGAAUUUCAGUCCAAGGCCACCGAGGUCCUCUUGCCGGCGCUGCGCGCAUUUGCACCCGACUUGAUAUUGAUCUCGUCGGGCUUUGAUGGACAUGUCGACGAUUACUACCACGGCCUCACGGAAUGGGACUACGAAUGGAUCACGCAGCGCCUCGUCGAGAUCGCCGACAACUGCUGCGACGGUCGCAUCGUUUCGGUGCUGGAAGGCGGCUACAGCUUGGCGCCCCCGAGCAAGGCCAGUUCGUCGAAUCUCGCGCUCGCCGCCGACCGCCAUGGCCGCGACGUGGAUCCGGAUCUGAUCAAAUUUGGUGGCAUGGCGCGAUCUUGCGCCGCCCAUGUCGCAGCGCUGUCCCGCGACUGA
This is a messenger RNA of Saprolegnia diclina VS20, 1686 nucleotides long. RefSeq lists its product as hypothetical. The transcript has 8 exons. The coding region runs from base 1 to 1686 and encodes 561 amino acids. NCBI's taxonomy places the organism in Eukaryota, Oomycota, Saprolegniomycetes, Saprolegniales, Saprolegniaceae. The record is from RefSeq and is a predicted model, not a curated record.